AUGAUUGAGGUGGAGCCCGAGAAAAGACUCAGUGUGAGUAAUCCCAGCAGUGCAAACGCUGUUAAAGUAGGGUUAGGGGAAGACAUUUGAUUCAUUUUUCAUUUAAAGGCGAAUUCACCUGUUCUGCAUUUUCCAAAACAAUGUAUGAACCAAGAGACAGCCAUCUUUUUAAAAUUUGCAAUUCUCUGAAUUUUGCAGUGCACUCCUGCAGCUGAGUAAUGUAUUCGGAAAAUGCAUAUAUUAAUGUAAGAUGUGUAUAAACAUUUACAAAUAUAUUUAAAAUUUACAGAAUUGUAGUUGAAAAAAUAUUUACCAAAAAAUGCUUUUUUGAGGCACGCUUUUCAUGUAUUCUUGUACACAUUACUUCAGUUUUUCCAAACAAAUUACACAGAAUCACACAUUUGUGCAAACAAAUUACACAGAAAACAAUGGAGACAAAACAAAACAAAAAGAAGUAGACAUAUAGUGGUAUAACUAUCCAUAUAUGUAUGUGUGUGUGUGUGACAUACAAAUUGCAUUAUAUUAGGGAAAAUAAAGUACUAGAGAAAAUAUGCUUUGCAAAAAUGUAGAUAAUAGGAUAAAUUAUUAUUAUCAUUAUUAUUCAAACUUGUAUACCCACUUCGUCCAAAGAUCGUAGGGUGGUUCACAACAUGAGAAAACAAAAUACAUAAUAAAAAUAAGAACUGGAAACUAAUUGGCAGCAAGUGCAGUUGGGCUAGGAUUGGUGUUAUAUGUUUAAACUAUGUUGCCACUGUGAACAACCUGGUGGCCAAAUUAUGCACCAGCUGAAGUUUCCAAGCCCUACAGAUAAUGCUCUGCAGUAAUCUAACCUGGAGGUUACCAGAGCAUAGAUGACAGAAGUUAGGUUAUCCCUGUCCAGAUAGGGACACAGCUGGGCCACCAGCUGAAGCUGAUGGAAGGCACUCUGUGCUACUGAGGCCACCUGAGUCUCGAGCAACAGCAAAGGAUCCAGGCGUAGCCCCAGGCUGCAUUCCUGCUCCUUCAGAGGGAGUGCGACUCCCAAGAGCAGGCAACCUCCCAUCCACCCAUUAACAUCAUGAUGAGUUUUCAUGAGGGCUUUUAAAUUGCCCCCUCCCUGCAAAGUGAUGCAGAAAUGUGGGGAGCUGAACUUAAGACUGGUCAAAUCAGAAACUAAAACUGGUAGAUUUGCCCCUCCUUAGUUGAAAUCGAAGCAAUGACAUAGUUUUGGGUGGGGAGCUCUUCAGAUCUGACAUCCACUUUCCUGGGACUAAGCCUCGCCAACCUCAGUGAGGCUUUCUUUUGAGUAGACUUGUAGAGGAUUGCUUUUACUGUAUAGAUGAUUUAGGGAGAAAAAGUUUCUAAUGUUGUUGCUUCCCCCCCCCCCUUCAUGUGGCGACUUUAGCUGGAACAGAUCCAGAAGCACCCAUGGUUCUUGUGAGUAUCUCCAGAUCCUUCUCUUUGAUUCCCACCGUUCCAAUAUUUUCUGGCUUCACUGGGUGGAGAUAUGUGUGUAUGAGGUGGGGGGCCCAUGGAGAAACUGAACCCAGGAGAUGGGCAGAGUAUAAAUAGUUUCUCAGUCAAAUACAUCCCUGGCAACUGUGACCCUUCCUCUAGAUCAGGGGUUUCCAAACUUGGGUCUGCAGCUGUUUUCAGACUACAACUCCCACCAUCCCUAGCUAGUCAGGGAUGAUGGGGAUUUUAGUCCAGAAAUGGCUGGAGACCCAAGUUUGGGGAACCCUGCCCUAGAUCCAUCUCAUUGAUGUCUGAGCUUCCAGCUUAAAUGUGCCCAGACAUAGCUUUGUAUCCAUGAGCGCCAGAAAAGCGAAAGUCAUAUUCACGAUAGUGGGUUUGUUUUAUUUAUUUUUGGCUAUAAGCUGUUACAACAAUACUAAAAUGCUGAUGCAAAAUAGAAUCCUGAAACAGUAUUUCCAUAGGCACGCAAUAUAUAGGUUCUUUUCUGGACCCUAGAUCAUGACAAAAGCCGUGCUUUGUUAUACAUACAGUAUUACGGUAAUUGUUAUACAUACAAUUAAUUCUAAAAAAAAUUGCAUGGGGGGGGGAAGAAAAGCGACAACCCUAAACCCAACCUCAAAAUUUGACAUGCACACUCCGCUGUGAAAAUAUAAAGCCGGGCUGGCUAGCAUUUGCCAACCUGAGGUUGAUAGUUGCCUUUGGCCAGCCUUACUUUCCUCUUACGUGGUCUGUGCUUCUUUUCUCCCAGGGGAGGUAAGAAUGAACCAGAGCCAGAGCAGCCGAUUCCUAGGAAGGUGGCCAUUCGACGGAUUCAGUCAGUCAGCGAGCUGGACCCCGACGUGCUGGAGAGCAUGCACUCCCUUGGCUGUUUCCGCGACAAGAAUAAGUUGAAGCAGGAGCUGCAGACCGAGGGGUGAGAGAUUGGGGCAUGUGGCUGGAAUGGGGAAGGAGAGCCUGUCUAACGUUUUGCACAUUGCACUGUGGGGAUGCACUGAACUAGUGGAGGAAUACUUUGGGGGAGGUUUUUUAUAUAUAUUUUUUGUAUCUCACCUUUCCUUCCCCCUUGGAACCCAAGGUGAGAUACGUGUGUUUCCCAGGGAGUCAGCCAUCCAGGCACUGAUCAAAAGCCAGACCUGCUUUGCCUCACCAAGAUGGUGGUCUCAUGUGCUUCAGAGCUUAUGACUGGUGUGUAAAAUGGUUUGUAGGCAGCUUAGGUUCCCUGCUAGGAAUUGGGAGCUAUAGGAGGAAGGGGGCUUCCAGACAGCUGCUGUUUGGGGGAAUUUGCAGGCAAAUUCAGGUUUGCAUAAUUAUAGUUGAUUGGGACAUUCUGAGCAACAAACCCACUUCCCACAGAGAUCAGACUUUCUGCAAGUAGGAAAGUGACAGGAAAAGGCAUUAGACAAUGCGGAGUAACACUUGCUUUUCUAACGCAUAGUUUACUGGUGCUUUAGAACUUUUUAAAUCUAACAUAAACAGUAAAGGUGGAGCACCACUUGCUUUGUUGUUUUUUUUAAAAAUAAUAUUUAUUAAGAUUUGAAAGGUUACAAAAAGGAAAAAUAAAAAAUAAAAAAACAGCAUAUUAAGCAAAAACAGAACAUCACAUCACAAUACGGAAAAAAAAGAAAAAGAAGAAAGAAAAGAAAAAAAUACAAUAAAUCUUCCCAUAACUUAUCUUUCAUUUACUUAUUUCCUUGACCUCCUCACACCUCCCUUUUUUGCAUUCUAGUUCAGUUAGCUAUUUCAGCAAAUCCUUUCCAUCUUUUCCAGUUUUUGUCCUAUAUUUUAUCUUAAUAUAAUGUAACUUUACCUUCCCUCCUUUCACCAUUUAACAAUCUGUUUUUCUUAAUCCUUUAUAGCAUUUCUGCUAAAACCACAUUACUUCAUUCCAACAUUCAUCUAACAUUCCUUAAUUUUACAAUGUUUCUGUAAAUAAACUUUAAAUUUCUUCCAAACUUCUUCCACCGACUCUUCUCCCUGGUCUCAGAUUCUGCCAGUCAUUUCCGCCAGUUCCAUAUAGUCCAUCAUAAACAGUAAAGGUGGAGCACCACUUGCUUUGAUGCAAUGUUAUCUAACCUCCCUGCAAACAAAUCAGGAUGCAUGCUGAAUGAAGAGUUUUUCUGGAAGUUCCUGAAGCUGGGAUUGUUCUCAAAGAGAAGUCUCAGCACUCCUGCAUAACUACAGUUCCCAUAGUUCUUUGAGAGAAGUUGCAACAACUUUUGCACACUGGCUCAAACUGCUCAUAGGUUUGUGGCAUGGGUGUGUUCUACAAGAGGUGAAGGAGGGCUGAGGUUUGGUUCUUGGCAAAAGCAUUGAUGAAAAACAGAAGAAUCAGGAAGCAUCGGGGGGGGGGGUUGUUAAGCAUAAAUAUCUGGGUUUGUAGGGAGGAAGCUGCUGCCUGCAUCCUGACCCUGUUCCCUCAAUUUCUCCCCCUCUCCACUACAGGGAGAACCAGGAGAAAAUGAUCUACUAUCUGCUCCUUGACCGCAAAGAGAGAUAUCCCAGCUGUGAGGAUGAGGAUCUGCCUCCACGCAACGAUGUUGGUGAGAUGUCAGGGAGCCCGUUCCCGACACCCGUCAGGGUGCAGGAGUGGGAGGCUUAUUCCCAGGAAUCCCAGGGAGAUGCCAACAGACACAGUUCUGCCAAAGGAUCCAAAAGACAUUUUCGAAACACCCUGGAGCCCCCUUCUUAACAACGGCCCUUGAGAAAAUGCUGCUGGGUUGAUAGGCAACCUUCAAGGACUCCCUCCCUCUUUCCAUGUCUCAUUUGGGGAUUUUGCCUGUGUUGGGGAACCUGGAAAGAUCUGAAAGGCAAUGAGCAGGUGUUGUCACCUAUGCAACUGGGUGUGAGGAACCUUUGGCCCUCCGGAUGGUGCUGACCUACAACUCCCACCUCCCUACCCAUUGGCCCUGCUUGCUCGGGCUGAUGGGAGCUGUAGUCCAGCAACAUCUGGUUGGCCAAAGGUUCCCGACACCUGCUCUAAACUACUCUAGGGUACAGUCCUUGAAGACAUUCUCCCCCAAGUAUCCCACAGUUGCCACCACAUCUAAGCGAGAGCUGGAUUUUUUUGCAUCCCGUCAUUGAAUGCAUUGCAGACUUCUGUUGCUGCCCUGAGAACUGCAUUUCUCGUCACCAUUACCCCCCCGCCCAAUAAAUUUCUGUCCCUGGCCGAGUGAAAGCAGUGUGUGUGUUUGAGAAAGCAGAGGUUGGAUGGCCACCUGUCAUGGGUGCUUUAGUUGAGAUUUCUGCAUUGCAAAGGGUUGGACUGGAUGACCCUUGGGGUCCCUUCCAAUUCCACAGUUGUAUGAUUCUAAGAUGGAGAGAGAGGGAGGGAGGGAGAGAGAGGAGGCAUCAGAGUAUUUGGAAAUGUGGCUCUCUUCCUCUGAGUACUGAAGUACUGCCUCUCUCCCCCACUCCCCCAUUUAUUCUAGACCCUCCUCGGAAGCGAGUCGACUCGCCCAUGCUGAACCGACAUGGGAAGCGCCGACCUGAGCGGAAGUCCAUGGAAGUUCUGAGUGUCACCGAUGGCGGUUCUCCCGUUCCGGCCCGACGGGCCAUAGAGAUGGCACAACAUAGCCAGCGGUGAGUAUGUGUUUAGCAGCGACUCUUCCGCAGCCUGGCAUUAGGAGGCGCCAUUGCCUUUUUUGUGUGUGUGCUUCCUCUGCUCCUGGAACUGGGAAGUGCAAAUAUUUUAACGUUUGGUUGCCAUCCAGUGGCUGCACGAGGAAUUCAAUGUAUGUUUACUGGACUAACAAAACUUUGCUGUCUCUUGCUGGUAGUUGCAUGUAGAGCAGUUUGUGUUAACAUUUCAUUUUUAAUACUUAGUUUCUGCCAAGGAGGCAAACACAGAGUUCGUUUAACGCUUUCAUGUCCCGUUCUUCAGUUGUUAGAAUUGCCCUUGUGCAUUGUUGAUCUUUGCUGCCCCGUUGGUUGUGUUGAAAACUGCACAGAAACACAGUGCUUUGCUCCCCUUACUGCUGUUUCUGCAAAAACAUUUUUGUGUAUCUCCUCCUGCUUUUUUCCUGUGUGUCUCAUCUGACCCCCAAGACGGUACUAACCCUCAAUAUGACUUUCUCCCCAACCAACAGGUCUCGAUCUGUAAGUGGUGCCUCCACUGGCUUAUCCUCCAGUCCCCUCAGUAGCCCCAGGGUGAGUACCUGAGAUACUGGAGAAAUUACAGAGUUGGGGAAGGGAAACAAACAUUAGGGGAAGAAGAUUGGGUGGUGGGUGUUGUGGGGCAUAGGGAAGGGAGGGAGUGGGAUUUGGAGGGACUGGGAUUUGGAAACAGAUCUGCAGAUCCAGCAGCCUCAUUCACAUCUCAUCUUGCACUCAGUUCAAGUUGGUGAGGGGAGGGAAGAGGUGUUCAGUCAAUCGCUGGUUCUCCUGACAGUGGGGCUUGCAUACACGGCAGGCAGAAAAUUAGCCAAGUGCAUAUCACUCCCCCAUGCACCUCUCUCCCCCCUUAUUGCAUCCCCAUGCCAGGAGAAAGCUAGACCUGUUGAAUUGCCACCUGGUACCAAGCUUUCAAACAUGCCUGGCCUCGGUCAGUGAAAGAUAGUAGUGACCUUAAAGAAAAAAGGGGAGAAGACAUGUGUAGAUUUGAUAAGGGAUGUCAGAGAGAGAGAGAGAGAGGUCUGAGACUGUGUACACACCACACAUUUAAAGCACACCCAAACACCCUUGCAGAAUCUUGGAAACUGCAGUCCAUUAAGGGUGCUGGGAAUUGUAGCUCUGCGAGGAGUAAGUUACAGUUCCCAGGACUUUUGGGGGGGAAGCUAUGUGCUUUAAAUGUAUGGUGUAUAUGCAGGUAGGGUUCGGUGAAAGGGACAGGGCUCAAGGUUCUGUGGGAACAAGAAUUUGAGGUGGGGUGCCUUGAAAACGUGGGCAGGUCCAGCUAGAUCUGGAAAGUUGGAGGCAAGGGGAGAAACCAGUUUGAAGUGAUCAAAGGGAAGGCAAAGGGCCAAACUAGGCAUGGCAUUAAGCACAUGAUCUGCCCGUGUGUGUGCUUGGUUUCUAAAUAGCAGCUGAUAGGGGAGGGGGGGAUCAAGAUCGGGAUCAUGGUAUGGGAAAGAAGGGAUUUAACUCUUUGCUCCCCCCACAGCCCUGAUCUAAAUCUCCCCGCUCCCCUGCAUGCAGCUAUUAUUUGCCUUUGCUGCUAAUUGCAGUUUUUCUCCAGGGGUAACAAACAGCAGCCCCAGAAGAGCAGGGCAGGGAGUUCUGUGCCUGAAAUUUAGUAAACGAAGGCAUUUGUAAGAGGUUCUGCUGUGUGUGCUUCAUGCCAUGGUUGGUUUGGCUAAAAGUAGCAACAAGCUGUAGGCUAGGUAGCAUUUGGUAGUGCAGCAUGUUGGCUGUUGUGGAAGUAGGCAAAGCCCUUUAUUGUUUGGAGGCAGGUUCUUUGUUGCUACUAGCUGCACAGAAGGCAGAAAUCCAGCUGGUGCAGCUUUGAUCAGCUUUGAGACCUCCAUGCCAGCGAAGACCUCAGCCCUUGAACUGCAGCCUGCCACAAAGUUAGGAAAGGUGCACAGAAUGAAAUGGGGGAAGAAACCCUUAGAAGAGGAAGCUUAUCUUUGCAGUAGGCUGGCUGUUUAGGGGUUGACUGCCUCUAGGGUGAAGGGCAGGUUCCCUGUGAGAAAGGGGCAGGGCAGCCUUCCCCUGGUGCCUUCCAGCUGAUGCAGACAUUCCCUUGAUCUCUUGGGCCUCCUGUUUCAACUGCCAGGCUGUUUUAAAGGGAUUCAUCUGUUAAAACAAUCAUGCACAUUUAUAUUUUAAUAUUUUAAUGGGAUUGUUCUAUGCUGUAUUUUACUUGUGUGUUUUAAAAAUUAUGCUGCAUUCUAACCAUUGUGCAAAUGGGGUUAUAUAUGUUUUGUAAGCUGCUUAGGAGCCGCCUGGGUCUUAAGCAGCAUAUAAAUAAAUGAAGAUGAAGGUUGAUGAUGAUGCAGGCCAGCUCUGGCUCUCUCAUCAGUUCCAGCCAGCUUGGCCAGUGGUCAGGGAUGAUGGAAGCUGGAGUUCAACAACACCUGGAGGGCACCAGGCUGUGGAAGGCCACUUUCGGGCUUGGAGCAGCUGCUCUGUAGGAAAGGGUGGCUGUUUGCGGGAGGAGGAAGCAGAGGGCUGGUCUCCCCGGGAGGCAGACAGGCAGAGGAGGACAUAAUAUCAAAAAAGCCCCGUGGAGAAGCGAUGGAGGGGAGGUGGAGUAGUGGAUGUCAGGUUUGCUGCAGCGCAGGCUGGCUGGAGGGAGACACGUAGUCUUUGGGCGCCACAGAUACCCCCCAAGAAUGCAGGGUAGGCUUGCCGUGGAGCAGGCAGAUCCUUACGAAAGCAGGCCAUUUGUCACGCCCCCGAGUUCUGUCUGGGCCACAGAGCGAGACUCUCUUUGGGAGCAGGCUUGUGGGGCUGUCACCUGCCAUUACUCACCCCCCAUCUCACGGCUCUCCCCUCCUCACCUUUCUUCCUCCCCCCCACUUCUCCCCACACCCAGAGCCCCAUCUUCAGCUUCUCCCUCCCAUCGCCUCCCCCGGCCCCUGCGAAGACUCAGACGCUUCCGGCCAAGGGCAGCCCGGCAGGGGAGCGGGCCCUGCAGAGCCGGCGCUCCGCCCCUUUCCCCUUGCCCCCCAACUCUCCGCCCCCUCACCCGCCCUCCUCUCCCCGCUGCUUUUUCCCUUCUACUAAACCCCCACCCAAAUCUGUGCUGCAGGUCACCCCCCACCCCUCCCCUCGGGGAAGCCCCCUCCCCACUCCGCUCGGCACCCCUGUGCACACGCCCAAAGAGAGCCCCAGCGGCACCCCCGGAGGGACGCCGCCCAGCAGCCCGGGCGUGGCGGGCGUGGCCUGGAAGACCCGCCUGAACUCCAUCAAGAACAGCUUCCUGGGCUCCCCGCGCUUUCACCGCCGGAAACUACAAGGUGAGUGGGCAGUUCCGCCCCCUGCUGGGGAGGGUGUGUGCACAGGUGCAUGCGGGUGUAGCGGUUGUGUGUGCCAAAGACAAAUCAAGGUAUAAAAGCAGUGUUGACAAAGGGAUUUUGAGUGACCCAUCCUUAACGCAUGGCAACUUUGCCCCCUGUAAGGCGGUGUGUGAGAUGUUCUGUGUGAGCAUCUAAAGCACCUUCCUGUGCAUGUGCAAGAGCAGUGAAUUCUGGCAGGCAGAGGAGCAUUCAGAGGGUACAGCUGCAUCAGGACCGAUGUGUGCCUAUGACUGGGGACGAUAGAGAAUGAAAGGGCAAGAGCACAGAGAGCAAUCAAAAGGGCGCGCACGUAUGAAUGAAAUGGGAGUUUGCAUAAUGCCGUUGUGCAACAAAUUGUUUACAUGAAGCUGAACCUCUGUGGUCCAGCAAUCCAAAUCUUUAUCUCUCCACCCGAUGGGCCAACUUUGACAAGUGGGCAGGACCACAGAUGUCAUAACGAUGUCAGGGAUCUAUGAUUCCGGGGGAAGCUAGCUUGAGCAGCAGAACCAGGCAGGAUGAAGUCCCCAACCAUCAGCUGAUGUCAUCCGCCUCUUGGGAUGAUGUCACCUGAUUGAUAGGUGGGUGCAAUUUUGGGGGGGAAACAGCCUCUUGGGCUAAAUUGGAACCCAUGCCAGGCCAAGGUUGGCCUGUAGAGUGGAGAUUUUCCAUCCAUGGUAUAAAUUAUAUGUCAGACAAAUGUAAGAGGGUUGGAAAUGUGCGAAAUAGGAACCUGGGAAGCUGCCUCAUAUUGACUCAGAACACUGAUUCCCCCUAGCAUUAUUGCCUACACUGACUGGCAGUAUCUCUCCAGGAUUUUGGGCAGAGAGACUCUCCCGGCCCUCCCUGGAGAUUCCAGGGACUGAACCCAGGACCUCCUGCAUGCAAAGCAGAUGCUCUACCACUGAGCUACGGCUCUUGCCCAAGCAAGACUGUGUGGAAGUCCUAGCCACCCCUGCUUUUGUCCUCAACAUCCAGGAGCAAGUGCAGCUUUGCUUUGAAGCACUGGAGUGGGUGGGAAGGAGGUCACGCACACUCCUGUUUUACAUUUCAUGUUUCUCCUCCUCGCCCUGCAGUUCCUACACCAGAAGAAAUGUCCAGUCUUACUCCAGAAUCAUCCCCUGAGUGAGUAUCAGAAGGCAGUGGCAAUAAGGAAGGAGACGAAAAUUCCUUUCAUUUUCCUUCUCUCCAUGUUCUUUAACUUUGUUCCUUACUGGAUGCAGGGUUGUACUUAGGAGUUGGCAAGACAAGCCAAGGGCCCGGAUCCAGGGUGUGUGUGCAAAAAUGGUGCUUCUGUACUCUGGCUUAGAGUGGCUGGGAGUGUGCAUGCUCCCUGGGCCACUCCUCCACUGCUAUGGGCAGCCAGGAAAGGCACACAGGUUCCACUGGCAAAGGGACAGGGGAAUCGAUACAUCUCCUUGUCAAGAGCACAAGGGAGCUUCUCCCCACCCUCCAAAUCUCCCCACCCUCCACCUGCACCAAGUAGACUCAUCGGAGUCAGACACAGGCCAGCACAGAGAAUGCAGGUCUCUGUGGCCAGUGAAGUUAACUCUUUGUUCAAGGAAACUGCAUAGAACACAGCAACACUUCCCAGUAAUUCUUGUCCCUUUGGAGCAGUUGCUAGGACUGAAGGUCCCUGCCUUCCACCCUUUCUAAGGCUCCUCCUCUCCCGGAUGUUUCCCAAGCAGUCUCAAACUGCGUCUGUACAUGUCUGGCCUGUGUUCUGCUCUCCUCAUUAUUCUGCAUGUUUUUGCAGCAGGAGAGGGAGACUCCCUGGAUUCUUCAUCAGCCUCUUGCCCCCUCCCCUCCUCUGCUUCAGCCUCAGAGUCUGAACUGCUCUCUGUCACAGGCUCUUCCUGCUCACUAAACCCUGCUGCCCCAUCAGCAUCCGGCACCUACUCCCAAUCCUGUUCCUCUGGCCUCUCUUCAGUGUCCCACCGCCAAUCCCUGUGCUCUGAGCUUUCCUCUUCCGGAGUUUCCCUUGGGGUUCCCCAGAUGGUGCCUCCCACCUCUCCUCUUUGUCCAGCCAGUCCCUGACAAGUGCUUCUGUGGUUGUGCAGUUGCCACAGGCUCAGGCUUCAGUGGCAACAAGUGGUCACCUCUCCCACCUCUCCUUCUUUGUCGUGCUUAUUUGCAGGCUGUCACAGCCUUCCUGUUCUGCUUUUGCCCCUUUCAGACUAGCCAAGAAAUCCUGGUUUGGGAAUUUUAUCAACCUAGACAAAGAGGAGCAAAUUUUCGUGGUCAUCAAAGACAAACCCCUGAGCUCCAUCAAGGCUGAUAUCGUACACGCCUUCCUCUCGGUGAGUGCUGAAGGCUCUGGAGGGGUAGAAUGUGUGUGUUUGGGGAGACUGUGAAGAAUAGGAUAUGGAGGCAAGUAAGAUAGGCCUAAAAAGGGACACGGGUGACGCUGUGGGUUAAACCACAGAGCCUAGGACUUGACAGUCAGAAGGUCGGCGGUUCGAAUCCCCGCGACGGGGUGAGCUCCCGUUGCUCGGUCCCUGCUCCUGCCAACCUAGCAGUUCGAAAGCACGCCAGUGCAAGUAGAUAAAUAGGUAUCUGGCGGGAAGGUAUACGGUGUUUCUGUGUGCUGCUCUGGUUCGCCAGAAGCGGCUUAGUCAUGCUGGCCACAUGACCUGGAAGCUGUACGCCGGCUCCCUCGGCCAAUAAAGCGAGAUGAGUGCCGCAGCCCCAGAGUCGGUCACGACUGGACCUAAUGGUCAGGUGUCCCUUUACCUUUACCUUUAAGACAGGCCUACUGGGUGCUGACAACCGCAGUGGAAUUAGCAUGACCCUGGGAAGGGAUGAGUUCCAUCCGUGGUGUGUGGGUAAAGAUGGGGGAGAAAUUAGAGAUUCCAUUUGCCUUUAAAGGCAGACUUACAAAAUCCACACUUUCCAAAUCAAUACGUGAACCAAAUCAUGGUCAACUUUCAAAAUUCACACUUCUCCGAAUUUUGAAAUGCCAUUCUCCAAUCAUUUAAGGUGUACAAAAAUGCAUAUAUGUUAGGGUACAGUGUUAAGGCGGGAAUGCAGACAUUAUUGAAAAGCACAGGAAAAAAAUAGGGGAAGCUGCUGUGCAGAACUGUGCAUGUUAGGCUAAAAUUUGAAAGGAGCAGGUGUAUAUUAGAAGGAAUUCGGACUAAAAUGCUGGUGAAUUUUCAUAAGGACUUUUUUAAAAAAUAAAAAAAUUAAUCACAAGCCGAUGUGGAAAUGUGAAGACUAGAAAAAUGAGAAAUUGAUAGAAAUGGACCGUUUUGCCCAAUGCUGCCUGUAGGCUGACAUCUCCUGUGUUCCAUCACAUUCACAGAUCCCCAGCCUGAGUCACAGCGUUGUAUCCCAAACAAGCUUCCGGGCCGAAUAUAAGUCGUCGGGUGGCCCCUCUGUCUUCCAGAAACCCAUCAAGUUCCAAGUCGACAUCAGCUACUCCGAGGGUGGGGAGGCGCACAAGGACAGCGGGAUCUACUCGGUCACCUUCACCCUCAUCUCAGGUGAGUGCCCUAGGAUCCUCCUUUGAGUGGUCUUGGGGAUUAAUUGUGUUUACUGGACACCUUUAAUGAGAGAAAAAUCACUACUGGCAUUUAUUAAGGAUUGAAAACUUCUUGCUGGCUUUUUGUGUGAAAGAGAAAAUGAACUUGUAAUAUCUGGAUAUGAAGAUUGGGAAAAAUUGGUUUAUAGAAUAGAAAAAUUGGUUUAUAGAAUUUAUAGAAAAAUUGGUUUAUAGAAAAUUUGUAGAAUUUAUAGAAAAAAUUAUAGAAUUUAUAGAAAAUUUUUUAUAGAAAAAUUGGUUUAUAGAAUAGUUGGAUGUUUUUGAGUGAAUGCUAUAUUUAACUGCAGGAUAGAGAAUCAGUAGUAUUUUUUUUUUAAUCUUUCUUCAUUCUCCCCCCCGUCUCUCUUCUCUAUCACUUUCUUUUCCUUUUUCUUCUUCUUUUUGCUUCCGUUCCUUUUUUAGAUUAGAUUUCGAAAGCAUUUCUUUUAUUCUGGUGUAUUAUAAAAAGAUACUUUGUAUUGGGUAUGAGCUUCUGUAUAUCUUUGGACAAGUAUGAAUAAAAAUAGAUAUUUGUGGGGCAGUGGAGAGUUGAUUGGAUACCUCCCUCCUCUGUCCCUCUCUGAUACAAAAACCUAAUCACCUUUCAGUCUCUUGGAGAUGUGUACAUUUUUUAUUUACUUGGGAGUAAGUUUAAUAGUGGCCACUAGAUUCAUUGAAAGAAAAAUGAUGUUUCCAGCUGUUUUAGUAGAAGAGAUAGGCCAUACCCCUCACAGGCUUACAUACCCCGGGAUUCCCUGGGACCCCCCCAGGAAAGGACUGUUUUAAGAAAAGCAGCUUCUAUCCAUUAUCAUUGCAAACACAUGGCUGGAAAUGUAUGAGCAAAGUCUCCUGAAUGGCUAUUAUUUUGGGUCCUGCAACUUGCCUUUGCACAUGAUUUCCCUUCUUUGAGGCUGCCAGUUCUGCCUUCAAGAUUCCGUGAAAGCUGAUUCCCAGUUGCUUCUUUGCAGUUCCUGGGGGCUGACAACAGGAGCAACACAUGGUGCUGCUGAAUUCUAGGGAUGUCCCACAGAGCCUGUGGGGUUUUGUUUUGUUUCUAACGUUUGGUAGUGGGUUAUGAACAAUGCAUGGGAGAUUCUCACAUGGGGCAUAUGUAUCUUACUAUUUUACAUCAGCUUUCACCAGUUUUGUGGUUUCUCCCAAAGAGUCCUGCAGAAUUCAUAGUUUCACGAAAGGGCAAAGGGCCCUGUAUAGAGAUCACUAGCGCCUUGCAUGAAACGGCUACCUUUUAAACUAGCUUAGAGUCUGUAGAUACGCCCACGGUGGGAAAGGGGAUCCCAGUUCCCUUGGAGGGAAGAUCAGAGUUCAUUUACAGGAACUUCAAACACCAACCUCUCCAGAGGCAACAUAGCACCUAUCCCAGAGUCUAAAAAGGCACCAGCGUCUGACUUGGGAAUCCAAAUUCAUUCAUUUCACAGUUGUUACUGGCAUAUUGCAGUGCUGAAGCAAGUAGACUAUGAGUGUGCGUGUGUGUGUUUAAUUUAUUUAUAAAUAGGGGUGUGUGAUGGUGUGAGAGAGAAUGGUUUUUAAAACAGCACAUAGCACUUCAGACAAGUUUGUUCUGGAUCCCAGAAAUAAGCAGUUUGUUCUAAAACCAUAUAUUGAGUAUGGUAUCUAACAAAACAGAGACGUUAAAGCCUGAAUAUCUCUAAUAUUAAUGCAGUCUUAAACCCACCCAUACAGAGUUCAGAUGAGCUUGGUUUUAGGCUCUGCACUGCUUAUGAGUGCAUCUUCCCACCAUGCAGCCCUAGCAGUGUCCUGCUCCUGGAAUCUUGUCUUUUGGAGUAUCUCCAGGAGCCCCUGUUCCUUCCUGACCCUGAUUGCCUAUGUCAUUCUUAGGUCCUAGCCGCCGGUUUAAGCGAGUUGUGGAAACAAUCCAGGCGCAACUGCUCAGCACACACGACCAGCCUUCUGUGCAAGCCCUCGCUGGUAGGUGUUUGAAUGGGUUUGCUCGAUCUUAGAUGGAUGCAGUCUAGCAAUGAGCAGUGUGCUAGCCACUGCUCUUGCCCAUGCUGGUUUUUGUCAAGAGGCAUUUUCUGUUACCUGUGCAAAUAUUACCUGUCCUGGUGGUGCAGCUGCUGCAUGGCAUCCCAUCUUGUUCUCUUAUCUCUAGACCGUUUGCUGCAGCACAUUAACAAGGCUACUUCUUUGGAAUGGGGUAUCUUGAAAUUUAGGGCCCCUGGUUGCAUCUGCAAAACUUUUGGUGCAGUCACACUGCUUCACUUCCAGUCAGUAACUUCCUGCCGGAAGCCCAUAACGCUUUAUACCACAAACGUUCUGGUUUAUUUUUGUUCCCCUCCAGACAGCAGUGACAUGGUAGCAUUAGGGAAGGGCCAUAGCUCAGCCCUAGAGCAUCUGCCUUGCAUGCAUGAAGUCCCAAGUUCAAUUUCCAGGGAAAGAAUCCUGCCUGAAACCUUGGAGGUCUGAGCAGUGGUGUGACUUGAUUUAAAGCUGCUUCCUAUAUUCUUAAGCAGGCAUAGGUAAACUUGGCCCUCUAGAUGUUUUGGAACUACAACUCCCAUCAUUCCUAGCUCACAGGACCAGCGGUCAGGGAUGAUGGGAGUUGUAGUCUCAAAACAUCUGGAGGGCCGAAUUUGCCUAUGCCUGUUCUUAAGCUUUGUAGAACAAACUAAAGCAGAUGAAACCCACCUCUAAUGCACUAUUAUUAUGUGAAGGACCAUUUGCAGAACACACCCAUAUUUAAGCACCAUAGUUACUAUGGGACAGGAAGCAGGAGAAAAGGCGCUGUUGGAUCUUGGUUGUUCAGAGCAGUGCCAAAGGGUGUGUGUGUGUGUGUGUGACUGCUUGUGAAAUUCCCCUGAUUUUGCUUCUCUCCACUUCCAGAUGAGAAGAACGGGCAGCAGUCCCGCUUGCCAGGCACUCCAACCCGCAGCUGCCAACCGUCUCGGCGCUCCGAAUCCGACGUCUCGUCCGAACACCAUCGACGCGGCUCCAAGGACAAGAAGCUUGUCUCGUCCAACGGGACUCAAGUCCAGCAAACACCACCCCCGUCUCCACAGCAGCCAUGA
Molecule: messenger RNA, 14960 nt
Organism: Podarcis lilfordi (Lilford's wall lizard)
Lineage: Eukaryota; Metazoa; Chordata; Lepidosauria; Squamata; Lacertidae
Source: the annotation of a GenBank genome assembly